Molecule: messenger RNA, 2736 nt
Organism: Zea mays
Lineage: Eukaryota; Viridiplantae; Streptophyta; Magnoliopsida; Poales; Poaceae
Product: putative regulator of chromosome condensation (RCC1) family protein
Source: RefSeq, marked provisional
CUUCCCAGCCCCGACACCUUGGCCGCCGCUCCGUGCGCACCCAGUUGCUGAGGUUGCAACGCUGCAGCCGGCGAGGAUCGGAUGAACCACCAACCCCUCCUAUAAAUCCUAGUACGAUGCCUCGAUCGGGCCUAUAUCUAUAUCUGGAUUGUUCCGGCCCUCCCCCUUCUUCGAUUUUGUGGGCGGCUUCUCUUUUUUUUCUUCCUGUUGAUGUGCGAAUUUAGAGGGGAUAAGAGCUUUUGGGGGGAAUCUGAUGGAAUCCGAUCGAUUUUCUCGCCGUUCUUGGUCGAUCUGUCGGGGAAGGUAAGAUUUGUUCAUGGUUUGUGGGGGAUUUGGCUGGAUUUCGAAGGUUUGGAGCGGCCAUGGUGGUGACUGGUGAGCGGAUAUGGGGAUUUUUGGUGAUCGAGUGGGGAAUCGGUCUGUUGGAUGUCUUUAAAACGGGAUUUUGUGAUACUGUAGGAAUUUUUCGGUGGAACCAUAGCUUUUGUUGCGAUAUACCGCUAUUGACCACGGAUCAUCAUGUUUUAAAAUCUUUUUUUUUCCUCAGAGGUAUGGGAUGAUCGAGUGCUAAACGCUCCGUUAAGGUCUGAUCUGCGUCGAUCUUGAUUUCAGGAUGCGAUCUAUUGUUAAAUGACGGAUGCAUUUUCCUGCCAUCCUUUGUGUUGCUAAGCCGUAGUUUAUUCUGAUGCUAAUUUGUUAGGGAGACUAUAUGAUCAGUCUGUCUUCUGCAGACAGCAACUUAGAUGAAACGCAGCUAUGAAUGUGAUCAUCUAACUCUUUGUUGCUGCUGCUGUUCUCCUUCCAGUUUGUGUAAAACCUGCACUUGCUGCACAAUCUAUUUGUCGAAAGUGUGACGGACUGUCAUUUGUUUCUCUUAUCAGACCGAGUCCUCUGCUUCUGCUCUCAUCCAUCUGUAGAGUGCAACAUGCAGUGCCCCAUGGACACUGCUGCUAGUGGAACCUCGCCAGUGAUGCAAUUCCAUAGCAAUGCUGAUGAGUCUAUCGCCCAUUCAUCUCCAUUGGCAACAUUAAUACAACGUUCACAGCGCCAUUGCUAUGGGGAUGGAUCCCCAGGCGAAUUUCCCCUUGCUGUGAGCCCCUCCAUUGUUCUCCAUGUGCUCUCAUCUUGUGAUCUAGGUCCGAAAGAUCUCGCCAAUCUGGAGGCUACAUGCGUAUUUUUCGGCAAACCUGCAAGUUUUGCACCAGACUUUGCAUUGUCACUUCCGGAGCUUGCGGCAUUUGAUAUGUGCCAGAAAAGGACCAUGUUUAAGCAGAUGAAGCAAGAAGAUCAGGAGUGUCUGAAACAACGGUGUGGAGGCUCUUGGAAGCAUGUUCUUGGGUACAUUCUGGUUAGGGAGAAGAAUGGUUCUCGGGUGAUUGCCGGGCCAGGCCAUAGCAUCAUUAUCACCUCAAAUGGAGAUGUAUAUUCGUUUGGAGCAAACUGCUCCGGUCAGCUUGGCCUUGGGGAUUCAGAAGACCGGUUCAAGCCAUGUGUUAUUAGGUCUCUACAAGGCAUCAGAAUCACACAAGCUGCAGUUGGUUCGAGAUGCACAAUGCUUGUGAGUGACACAGGAAGCGUCUACUCAUUUGGGAAGGAGGAUUUCAGGGUCGCAGAACUAGUUGACGGUGCUCAUUUUCAGAUCACAACUCCUAGGAUUGAGGAGUCACUGAAGGGUGUGUUUGUAGUUCAAGCAGCCAUAGGGGGUUACUUCUCUGCAGUUCUGUCCAGAGAGGGUCGAGUGUACACCUUCUCAUGGGGCAAAGCCGAGAGGCUUGGCCACAGUUCGGAUCCUUCAGAUGUCGAGCCUCGUCUUCUCCCUGGACUCGAGGAUGUUCCUGUCGCAUACAUCUCUGCAGGAAAUUGCUACCUUCUUAUGCUGGCCUACCAGCCAAAUGGAAUGUCUGUGUACUCUGUAGGCUGUGGUUUAGGGGGCAAGCUUGGGCAUGGAUGCAAAACCAACAAUGGGAUGCCCAAAUUGGUUGAACAGUUCCAGUCCAUGAGCUUCAAACCAGUUUCAAUAGCAGCUGGCACUUGGCAUGCCGUGGCCCUUGGCGCUGACGGGCGUGUGUGCACCUGGGGCUGGGGCCACACCGGUUGUCUGGGGCACGGCGAUGAGGAGUGCAGGGCUGUUCCCACAGUGGUAGAAGGAUUACGCGACGUGAAGGCGGUUCAUGUCUCCACGGGUGAAUACACGACGUUUGUCGUCGCUGAGAAUGGGGACGUCUACUCCUUUGGAUCCGGUGAAUCCUUGGCUUUCCAGUUGGACGAUGAGGCGGAGGAGGAACCGGAUUCCUCGACACCGAGCAUAGUCAGCUCGCUCAAGGAUCUGAACAAGAAGGUCGUGCAGAUCAGCCACACAAACGCCUCGUACUGGAUGAACUCGGAAAUGGGCCACCCGCACACAUUUGCGGUCAUGGACUCCGGCGACGUCUGUGCCUUCGGAGGAGGGGUCAGAGGCCAGCUCGGCGUGAAGCUGCAUGAGGGCGUCGAAAAAGUGCGCGUCCCGAUGAAUGUUCCAAUCGGUCUCAAUUGAUCCCCUUCCACCAGCAUUCGCCUGAACAUUUUGCGAUGGCACUCUGCUUCCGCGAACAUUCUGUUUGGGCCUUCAGACCAGUGGCGUAAGCUUAGACAUGCUAGGAUGUGAAUAUUAGGGAUGAUUUGUUUUUAUCUGAACUCUUCGAAGUGAUAUAGAUCGUCUGCAUAAAGUUUACCUAAUCCGUGACCGCUCUUUUAUCC